AUGGCUCUAAAUAAGCUAUCAAAACCAAAACAAUUUCAUGUUGAUUAUUGUGGUUGCACAGCAGCAGCAUUACUUUUAAACGAUCAAACGAUACGAGACGCUAUUGAUUUUAUACGUCAUAUUAAAACAAAACGAGAUUUUGUUAAAACAACUAUAACAAUAUUAAAAGAUGGUGUUAAAAUUAUAUAUAAUGAUGAUCAAAAGUUCUCUACAGUUGUACCAUCAACAAUGAUUGCCGGUUCAACUGUAGGUAAAAUAUCUUUCGAAGAUACUGUUGGAGUUGUUUAUAUCUCACCAUUGAAUCGUCAACAUUAUCCAGCAUUUGUUCAUGUGUAUCGAUGUGAUUCAUUUCGUAGUGCUCAAAAGCUUCUAUCUCGUCUUCGUACAUAUCUGCUUGUUGAAAGUCAUCGUCUUCAAAUAGUUCAAUUAGAACAACUGCUAGUGAACCGUAAUUUAUUGAAUAUAGAUCAUUUCAAUGCAAGAAACUCGCAGAAGAAUAGUACAGGUGUUUCAUCUUUGUUAUCGUCAGCAACGAGUGAUAGUCGAGAAGAAAACAAAAUUGACCCGAUCAAAUCAAUUACAGACGAACUUCAAAAAAAGAUCAAUUCACAACAACCUCUUCUAUUUCCACCAAAAGAUUACGAUACCAUACAUGCUGCUCAUGGACAUAUUCAGCGAGCUCAAGCGUGGCGCAGCACUCAGCCCACUAUUGUUGGUUACUCACCAAUUGAUCCAGACAAUGGUCGAAUAUCACAACAUCUACAAACGAGUACUCCGACAACAAAGGAUGAACGUAAGAAUAAGGCUGUUGUUAUUGAAAAUAAUAAUGAUAAGUCACGUUUAACUUCUCAUCGAAGUGAUGCUACAGUUGAUCCGGUGGAAGCUGUUAGUUUGGCUUUUGAUUUUCUCAAAGAUGAGACAAGUUCAAUAUUUACUGAUAAUGGUGGUAAUAUUGAACAUCUUGAUAUGCAACAGCAAAGUCAACCAUCCAAGUAUCGUUUUCGACCAACGCAAAUCACUGCUGUCACUAAAAAUUUAUUUACUCAAAAUAACAAUUAUGCUUUAUCAAAUGGUAUUUCACAAUCCAACGCAUCGUCACGAAACGACUUAGAUGCCUAUAACAGUAAUCAUCAUCAUCAUCAUAAUAAUAAUAAUGAUAAUAGCAAUCACAAUAAUAAUCAACAUAUUAUAAAAAAUGGAAACCGAGCUCGUUCUGAAAUGCGCUUAGAUUAUGAUCCACAGCCGAAUAUACAACGUAAUCAUUUUUAUGAAAAUCGUCAUAUGAAAGGUAACGGUGCUGCAAUUGUGAUGAAUCCCAUUUGGACAGCACAGUCGUCUAAUAUGACCGGUUCUCAACCAAAUCUUUUAUCUCCACAAAAUUAUAUUGAUUCAACACCACUUCAUCGUCAAACAAGUCCAUCAAGGGAAACACAAAUACCUGCUAUACCUGUACAAAAUUCUCUUUAUGGUAGCUAUCCAGAUAAUAAACCGGGUAUGAGAAAGCAAGAAGAAAAUCAACAAAAGCGACCGAUACCUGCUCAACAACAAUUGAAUAGAAAACAAGUAGCACAAUCACAAUAUCUUGAUACAAAUGAAUUCAUUUUGCGAGCUUCCAAUGGUCAACAUUUGGGAAAUGCUCAAUAUCCUAAUCGACAUCUCGCACGAGACUAUAGACCUCAUUCAAUGAACGAUAAUGGUGCUACGCUUGAUGUAUACUAUUGA
Messenger RNA from Rotaria socialis, 1722 nucleotides. The record is from the annotation of a GenBank genome assembly. Lineage: Eukaryota; Metazoa; Rotifera; Eurotatoria; Philodinida; Philodinidae.